Pseudo-nitzschia multistriata is the source of this 1043-nucleotide messenger RNA. Lineage: Eukaryota; Bacillariophyta; Bacillariophyceae; Bacillariales; Bacillariaceae. The record is from the annotation of a GenBank genome assembly.
CAAUAUUUUUUCUGAGAAAACCCCCGUAUUUGAAGGCUGAACCAUUGUCGUUGGAAAACGACGGUCGAGAAGAAGACUUUCCAAGCAGAAGAAACCAAAAGGAUUAUAGCAGAUGGACCUACAAUGACAGGCAGCACCAGAAACGAGAAAGAUCACACCAGGAUCAAUCCCGAGAUCGAUGCCAACAGCGUAGCGAAAAGCAAGAAGGAAUUGCGCCUUGAACGAAAGGCUGCCAAAAAAGCGGCAGCCGCAGCCGCGGUGAAGGCAAAGGAGAACGCGGAUUCAGAGAAGAACGAGAAAGAAGGAGGACACCACCGCCUCGAUAAGGAGGAGUAUCUUGCUCUCAAAAAGCAGCGGCGAGCCGAGCUCCGGAAGGAACAGGAGAAGGCGAUGCGGAACCAGCUGCGGGAGGAAAAGAAACUUCGUAAGCGAAAGAAGCUGAACCGAGAAUUGAACGCCAAGGGAGGUGCAGAGAACGCCAAGAAGAAGAAACAAAAGACUGCUAACGCUGGAACGAAUGAUGCCGCUUCCAAUAACGAUAACAACAAUAACAAAAAGAACAAGAAGUCGAAGGAGGAACGGGAUGCCAACAUGAACGCCUUUCGAUCCGUCUUUCACGGAGGAUCCUCUUCCGAGAACGGUGGGAUGGUCACCACGAGACUCGGUGUGCAAUACAAGGACACCGCUGUGGGAACAGGCAAGGCUGCAAGGGAGGGAGUCCCGAUCACGGUGAAGUACGAGCUAACGGGUGGAAAAUUCGGGGCCGUCCUGGAUUCCUCCAAGAAAUUCACCUUUCGGCUCGGAAUGGGCGAGGUCAUCCGCGGCUGGGACAUUGGCCUACUGGGGAUGAGAGAGGGCGGCCGGCGAAAGCUUAUCGUCCCACCCAAGGCGGGGUACGGGGGAAAGGACAUCGGAGCGGGCCCCGGGGCCCCGUUAAAUUUCGACAUCACGCUUCUGUCCUGUGGCCGGUGACAACCGUUCGAUCUAUCAAUCGAUGGCACCCACAAUUUAGAGCGCAUGGAAAGUAAACAAUCACCAUUGUU